UAAAAGAAGUUGAACAAGAACGCGUGUGGCACAAGCGUGAGAGAGAAGCAGGUGAUGCCGUGAGUGGAAUAGAACAGCUUUUGUCUUUGGUAAUGGUAAUUUGUUGGGUUCUUCCCCCUUCCUCCAUUUCAUCCUCGAAACCCUGCAUUUCUUAUCUGAGCAAAAACAAACUACACUAGUGAUCAUAGUAUCAGCUAGCGUUUCAUUUUCCAAUUAAAUUCAAAGGCGUUUCAUCAACUGGGGGCACUCAACUUGCAUAAAUCAUCAUUUCAAAUUCAUAUUCUUCGGUUCUUGUCGGUGUCUGAGCUGUGUCAUGUUAAUUUGUUGACUCUUUCAUCAUCACACUUGCCAGGUUUUGAUGAGGCCAGCCCUAAGCCUGCAGGCCCAAAAGCCCACGCAACACUCCGACGAAGACGGAGAAGGGACCUCCUCCGGGGGGCGCCGCCCACGCGGCAGGCCUCCGGGCUCCAAGAACAAGCCCAAGGCGCCCGUGGUGGUGACGCGCGACAGCCCCAACGUGCUCCGCUCGCACGUGCUGGAGGUGACCGCCGGCGCCGACGUGGUGGAGAGCCUCUCCAGCUACGCGCGGCGCCGAGGGCGGGGCGUGUGCGUGCUGAGCGGCUCCGGCAUGGUGGCGAACGUGGCGCUCCGGCAGCCGGCGGGGAGCGUGGUGACGCUGCAGGGGCGGUUCGAGAUAGUUUCGAUGACGGGGACGGUGCUGCCGCCGCCGGCGCCGGCGGGAUCAGACGGGCUGUCGGUGUAUCUGGCGGGGGCGCAGGGGCAGGUGGUGGGUGGCGUGGUGGUGGCGCCUCUGGUUGCUUCCGGUCACGUGGUGCUGGUGGCUGCUUCCUUCGCGAACGCCAUGUUCGAGAGGUUACCCUUGCCGUUGAAUCACCGAGACGGUGAUGAUGAUGAGGCAGCACGUGGCGUCACCGGAAUGGGACAGGUGGCGGAUGGAAGGAACUAUCCCUUUUCAGCGUCCCUGCAGGGUGACCUAUUUGGAUGGGGUGCAACUACAACUGCAAAUGCACCUAAGCCUCCUUUCUAGUCAUAUCCAUAUCCAUAUCCAUAUCCAACCUUGGUGUAAGAUAUUACAUCACUAUUAUAUGUGCAGCAACUCAUCAUUUCAAAUUUAACUAUGUUUUGGCCACCCUGCAUAUGUAUUACUCUUUCCUUUUUUGAUCAAUGUCAUAAUUUUUUAUCUUCUCAA
Cajanus cajan (pigeon pea) is the source of this 1210-nucleotide messenger RNA. It is a transcript of the gene SOB3, whose product is annotated as Putative AT-hook DNA-binding family protein. Gene Ontology annotation, molecular function: DNA-binding transcription factor activity; minor groove of adenine-thymine-rich DNA binding. NCBI's taxonomy places the organism in Eukaryota, Viridiplantae, Streptophyta, Magnoliopsida, Fabales, Fabaceae. Gene Ontology annotation, cellular component: nucleus. Gene Ontology annotation, biological process: vegetative to reproductive phase transition of meristem. The record is from RefSeq and is a predicted model, not a curated record.